Molecule: messenger RNA, 2139 nt
Organism: Colletotrichum aenigma
Lineage: Eukaryota; Fungi; Ascomycota; Sordariomycetes; Glomerellales; Glomerellaceae
Gene: gsy-1
Product: Glycogen [starch] synthase
Exons: 5
Coding region: 1-2139 (712 amino acids)
Biological process (GO): glycogen biosynthetic process
Cellular component (GO): cytoplasm
Molecular function (GO): alpha-1,4-glucan glucosyltransferase (UDP-glucose donor) activity
Source: RefSeq, a predicted model, not a curated record
AUGUCCACUCUUCCAGAAGGUACUCGGGACAACCCCGAUCGUCCUCCUCGCGACGUCAAGAACCACCUUCUCUUCGAAAUCGCAACUGAGGUUGCUCAUCGAGUUGGCGGUAUCUAUUCCGUCAUCAAGUCCAAAGCUCCUGUAACCACGGCGGAAUAUGGCGACCGCUACACCCUCAUCGGUCCCUUGAACCACCAUUCCGCUGCUGUUGAGGUUGAGGAGCUCGAACCGACCACUCCCGAACUUGCUGCCACGAUUCAGUCCAUGAGGGACCGUGGCAUUGGCAUCCUCUACGGUCGAUGGCUCAUUGAUGGCGCUCCUCGAGUUCUGCUCAUUGACACCAAGACUGCGUACCAUUUCUUGGACGAGUGGAAGACCGACUUGUGGAACGUCGCCAGCAUCCCCUCGCCACCCAAUGAUGAUGAAACGAACGAAGCUGUCGUUUUCGGAUACCUUGUCGCGUGGUUUUUGGGCGAGUUUGUCUGCCACGAGAAGAGCAAAGCCGUCAUUGCGCAUUUCCACGAAUGGCUUGCCGGCGUGGCUCUGCCCCUGACGAAGAAGCGCCGCAUCGACGUGACCACCAUCUUCACGACGCACGCAACGCUUUUGGGAAGAUACCUUUGCGCUGGUUCUGUAGACUUCUACAACAACCUGCAAUGGUUCGAUGUUGACGCUGAAGCCGGAAAGCGUGGCAUUUACCACCGCUACUGCAUCGAGCGCGCUGCCGCGCACGCCUGCGAUGUCUUCACUACCGUCUCUCAUAUCACCGCAUACGAAAGCGAGCACUUGCUCAAGCGGAAACCCGAUGGCGUGCUGCCCAAUGGACUGAACGUCACCAAGUUUUCCGCCAUGCACGAGUUUCAAAACCUGCACCAGCAAGCCAAGGAGAAGAUCCACGAUUUCGUGCGCGGACACUUUUACGGCCACUACGACUUCGACCCCGAGAACACCCUUUACUUCUUCACGGCCGGACGGUACGAGUUCAGAAAUAAGGGUGUUGAUAUGUUCAUCGAGUCAUUGGCUCGCUUGAACCACCGCCUCAAGGUUGCCGGCAGCAAGAUGACUGUUGUUGCCUUUGUUAUCAUGCCGGCCCAGACCACCUCGUUGACGGUCGAAGCGCUCAAGGGGCAGGCUGUUAUCAAGUCUCUGCGUGAUACCGUCGAUAUUAUCGAGAAAGGCAUUGGACGCCGUAUUUUCGAGCGCUCCCUCAAGUGGCACGACGGUGACCCGAUGCCUGAUGAGAAGGAGCUCAUCAGCAGCCAGGAUCGUGUCCUGAUCCGCAGGCGUCUGUUUGCAAUGAAGCGCCACGGCCUUCCCCCUAUCGUCACCCACAACAUGAUCAGCGACAGCGAAGAUCCCAUUCUGAACCAGAUCAGACGGGUACAGCUCUUCAACCACCCUACAGACCGUGUCAAGAUUGUGUUCCACCCUGAGUUCCUGAACUCAGCUAACCCGGUACUGCCCUUGGACUAUGACGAGUUCGUGCGCGGGACACACAUGGGCAUUUUCGCGUCCUACUACGAGCCGUGGGGUUACACUCCGGCCGAGUGCACCGUCAUGGGUGUUCCCAGUAUCACGACGAACUUGUCUGGCUUCGGGUGCUACAUGGAGGAGCUGAUUGAGAAUUCAAGCGACUAUGGUAUCUACAUUGUCGACCGCCGCACGAAGGGUGUUGAUGAUUCCGUAAACCAGCUUACCACUCACAUGUUUGACUUCUGUCAAAAGAGCCGUCGCCAACGUAUCAACCAGCGUAACCGCACGGAGCGUCUUAGCGACCUGCUAGACUGGAAGAGAAUGGGAAUGGAGUACGUGAAGGCCCGUCAAUUGGCGCUGCGCCGAGCCUACCCUGGCUCGUUCAGCGGCGAUGAGGAGGAGGACUUCAUCCCGGGUGUCGAGCAGAAGAUCUCACGGCCAUUCUCGGUGCCUGGCUCUCCUAGGGAUCGUACUGGCAUGAUGACUCCUGGUGAUUUUGCCAGCUUGCAGGAGGGCAGGGAGGGACUGAACACCGAGGACUAUGUCGCUUGGAAGUUGCCUGAGGAGGAAGACCCCGAUGAAUACCCGUUCCCGCUCACCCUCCGUGCCAAGCGUCCCUCGGGCCCUGCUAGCCCUCUCGACGGAGUGCAGCUCAACGGCAACUGA